GAUGGCAUUAAGAAGGGAGGAGGAAGUAGUUCAUUAAGAAAACCUUACGAAAUGAGCAUGCGCCCUAAAAGGUCCAAUUAGAAAUUCGAAACACAAUCGACAGACGUCUGAAUCCUCAAAAUUCCACAGUUUGAUCUCCGAUGUUGGAAACUCCAUUUCCCGGCGCUGCAGGAAUAUCUGAGGUGGACGAUAACCUUCUACAAAACAUCCUCGCAAAAUUACCGGCGAAAUCUUUCGCAUCAGCUGCUUGUGUGAGCCGCUCAUGGAACGCCAUCUGCACUCGCAUUCUCUCUCAUCCCAAUUUCAUCUCCGCUCUCUCAUUGAACACCUCUCUUCCCGAAGCUGUAAAAGAGGUCACCACAAAAGUUCUUUCUGGCCCAAUUCGACCGCAUUUCGCAAUUCUCUCUAUUUGUCCCGCCUUUGGUCUCGAUCAAGCUCAUCGACUUGUUGUUGAAAUUUUGGGUUCUAGAAUCCCGAUUAUUACUUGUGAAGUUGGCGGUAUUAUUGGAAGAGAUGCAAAAACUGAUCAAUUUGCCGAGGUGAGGUUCCCAUAUUUUGAUGUUGACGAUGAUCUUGAAACUGCCAGUAGUGGGGGUAUUUCUUUAACAGUUGGAUUUUUGCCUGGACUCAAAGUUGAUGCUGUUCCACUUCUAGAUACAGAAGAGGGACCUAAUAUCGACAAGUUUGUCAUGGACCUGAGGGAUUUCUCAGCUUCUGUGUCAGGUCGCACAUCCCCUGAGGCAAUUAUCAUGUUUGGAGACUCAGAAGCUGAUAUGAAACCUGUUGUCGAAAAGUUGGAUUAUGCAUUGUCUCAACAAACUGUCAUUGCUGGAAAUGAAAGCUGUAGUUUCAGGCAUUCAAGCACUGAUAAUUCGGAAAUUAUCUCGACACAUCGAGGACAGGAACCUCCUUAUAAACGUGCUGUUGCUCUUGUAUUUGCAAGGGAGAGAACAACAUUGGACGGUUUAGGGCAAAUUGAAUUUCAUUUCGCAGUUGGAGCUGGAGUCAAUGCUGUGGGUCCGAGGUAUAGAGUGGUUUCUGCUAAAAUGAGGAGGCGUGAAUUUACAACAUGGUUGACAGCUAAACGGGAGGGAGAGAAUGUGACUCUUGAUGGUGAACAAAUGUUAAAUGAUUUUGAACUGGAGAUGGAAGAUCUAGUCCCUAAUUAUGAUUUGUACAUUGGGGUUAGAAAAAAAAGAAAAUAUUCCAUUGGCUCAGAGCAGGUUAAGUCGGUGAUGUCCCUAGCCUAUCAUCCUGUUCAUGAGGGAGAUGAGCAGUACCUUUAUGUGAAAGGUUGGGAUAUCAAAACUGGAGAUACAUUUUGCUUUUAUAUUCCUGAUAGAGAAUAUGCAUUGGCCUCGUGUGGUACUGUUUCUGAAAAUUUUGGCAAGUUAAAGCACAAGGAAAUUAUCGGAGGUUUUGUCUUUGCUUGCUGUGGCCGAGGUGAAAUGUUUUUCGAAAGAUUAAAUGUUGAUAGCUCCCCAAUUCUGGAUAAUUUUCCUGGAAUUCCCUUGGGAGGAAUGUUUUGUAAUGCAGAAAUUGGACGUGGUUCUCCUAAUUUAGGUCAGUGCGAUGAAGGUGAAGAACAAACUUUCAUAGACAGUCACUCGCACGUCUACAGUUGUAUUUACCUACUCAUGUCCUACAGUCUACCUUCUUCUAGGCCAUAGGAUGUUAUAUUUUCUACGCAGGACUAUCUCCAUGCUUGCUUCAAGAGGUUUUGUAAGCAUUUAUCUGGUAAUCUGAACUUUUUUGUGGGUUGUUUCCUCCGUUUCA
This is a messenger RNA of Beta vulgaris subsp. vulgaris (sugar beet), 1776 nucleotides long. Its product is annotated as F-box/LRR-repeat protein At5g63520. The record is from RefSeq and is a predicted model, not a curated record. Gene Ontology annotation, biological process: positive regulation of proteasomal ubiquitin-dependent protein catabolic process; protein polyubiquitination. Gene Ontology annotation, molecular function: protein binding. Lineage: Eukaryota; Viridiplantae; Streptophyta; Magnoliopsida; Caryophyllales; Amaranthaceae. The transcript has 10 exons. Bases 141 to 1670 code for a protein of 509 amino acids.